Molecule: messenger RNA, 1444 nt
Organism: Columba livia (rock pigeon)
Lineage: Eukaryota; Metazoa; Chordata; Aves; Columbiformes; Columbidae
Gene: IGBP1
Product: immunoglobulin binding protein 1
Exons: 6
Coding region: 35-1072 (345 amino acids)
Biological process (GO): regulation of signal transduction; regulation of dephosphorylation
Cellular component (GO): cytosol
Molecular function (GO): protein phosphatase 2A binding
Source: RefSeq, a predicted model, not a curated record
GAAGCGGUUCUCGGGCGGCGCCUUCCGGCCCAGCAUGGCGGAGGGACCCGGGGAGGGCCCGCGGCUGGCGGAGCUGCUUGAGACCGGCCGGCGGCUCUGGGAGGAGCUGGACAGCGGCACCGAGCCGUCCUCGGGGGCCCCGGCCGUGCAGGACAAGGUGCGGCAGGGGCUGGAGGCGCUGCGGCAGGCCGAGGCCAUGGUGGCGCAGCUGGACCUGUUCAGCGAGAAUGAGGAGCUGGAGGAGAUCGCUUCGGCUGACCUGAAGUUCUUGCCGCUGCCCGCCUUGCUGGGGGCUCUGACGCUGAAGCAGGUCGACUUGAACAAGAGGCUGGAGCACCUGGAGAGCGCUCGCACCCACUUCUGGCGUUUCCUCAAGCUCUGCAGCAGCUAUGGGCUGGGCAGCUUCCAGCUGCCCCCCGCCAGCCCCCCGGGAGAGCAGGACACGGGGAGCCCGGCCCCGGGCGGCCCUGCUGCCGCCCAGCACAGCCUGGUGGCCAUGGCGUCCAGCAGACAAGCCAAGAUCGAGAGGUACAAGCAGAAGAAGGAGCUGGAGAACAGGUUGGCCUCCCUGAGAAGCUUUGUGGAGGGCGGGCAAGCAGACGAGGAUCAGAUACGGGAAUUUUACACCCUACAAAUCCGGAAAUGGAUCAACACCAGCCUUGAGGAAAUUGAAAGUAUUGACCAAGAAAUGGUCAUCCUGAGGAGCAGAGGGAGCACAAAGCAGCCAUCAGCACCACCACACGGGACGUCUCGGCCGCCCAGGACUCCGCUGAAACCGUUCAUUCUUACCCGGGAUGCUGCUCAGGCCAAGGUGUUUGGUGCCGGCUACCCCGGCCUGCCCACCAUGACUGUGGACGACUGGUACGAGCAGCGCAGGCGCCAGGGUGUCGUGUCGGCCCAGAGCGCGCCCCACGGAGCCCCAGCAGGUAUCACUGAUGAAGAGCUGCAGAAGCAGCAGCAGGAGAAAAAAGAGGAGGAGGAUGAUGAGGAAGCUCUUCAGAAAGCCCGGAACUGGGAUGACUGGAAGGAUACGCACCCCAGAGGCUACGGCAACCGGCAGAACAUGGGCUGACGUUCUCGCUGCAGAGGGAGCGGGGCCUGGAAAUCCUGUCAGAAUCGCCCGUGUCCUGGAGAUAGAGGAGUAAAUCCACUGUACAUACGCGGAGGUGUCCGGGGCUUUUCUGGGAGGUGCUGGAGCCAGAGGAGUAAACAGGCCAGUUUGCUUUGGUUCGCAUUAAAUGUCAGCCUGGGCGCGCUGGUCACGUACAGCGAUAGCGCGGUGCUUUCCGAGGGGUCAGGCUGCCUCUGCUCUGCAGUCGGAGGGAGUCCUUGAAAGAAAAGUACACGGAUUUGGAAACCGCUCUUUGUAUUGUGGGUGGAUGUAUUUAUUUUAUUUUUUCCUCUAUAUUUUAAGCAGAAUAAAAUCUGUUGUGCCACCUUGUUA